This is a messenger RNA of Gossypium arboreum, 2960 nucleotides long. RefSeq lists its product as uncharacterized. Gene Ontology annotation, molecular function: RNA binding. Lineage: Eukaryota; Viridiplantae; Streptophyta; Magnoliopsida; Malvales; Malvaceae. Bases 170 to 2839 code for a protein of 889 amino acids. The record is from RefSeq and is a predicted model, not a curated record. Gene Ontology annotation, biological process: mRNA 5'-splice site recognition; RNA processing. The transcript is spliced from 4 exons.
UACAAGGACAGACAAUUUCUUUAAUUAAGACGGAUCUCCUUGGCCUUGGUUGUUUUUCUUUUCAAUAGAGAAAAAGCAAAGCAAAACCCCAUCACAAAGAAUCUCUCUCCUUUCAUUCUUCCAAAAAAGAAAAUCCCAAAUUUCAAAACAAAUCCUAAUAGUAUUAGCGAUGGAUCUAGAGGUGGUCGGACGCCACGCGCUGCUCUUCGACGACGACGCCAUGGCCGCCUUCGUUAACUCUCCGGAGGCUCUCGUUGACUGGAACUCCCUCGCCAUCGAUCGCUAUGAUGUGCGUCACCUUCUCUCUGGACCUCCUCCGCCUCGAAAGAGACGGCGCCACCUUUCAUCUCCUUCGGUAACCGCCGAUGAUAAGUUGGAGUCCGAUCUCGAUCGUGAGCGUUAUCUCGAUUUGCCUCCUCCUUCUCCGUCGCUGCCCGAUCGGCAAGAUGGAGAUAAUAAUGAGGAACCUGCGGCUGCUGGCGGUCUCUAUAAUGCUGUUUCCUUUUCAUAUGGAAACACUGGUGAAUCAAACGAGCAAAAGGAUGCUGAUGUGGAAUCUAGUUUUCGGCCACCAUUUCCUGUUCCUGAAACCUUACUUCAAAACCUACCUCCUACGGAGAAAGUACAUCAGAUUAUGGCAAGGACAGCUAUAUUUGUAAGCAAACAUGGUGGGCAAUCAGAGAUUGUUUUGAGGGUCAAACAAGGAGACAACCCAACAUUUGGCUUCUUAAUGCCUGAUCAUCGACUGCAUCCCUACUUUAGGUUUCUUGUUGAUCACCAAGAACUUUUAAGCAGCAAUUCCAUUGAUGAAGAGAGCAAAGCUGACAGUUCUCUUGAUCAGGCAAGUAGUGGUAGAGGGGGUGGCGCUUUAUCUUUGCUUGGCACUGUAUAUGGUUCCGGAGAAGACGAGGAUGGUGAAACGGAGAAUGCUACCAAAGCUAAGAGAAUGGAAUCUGGGGAAUCUGGGGUUGCUAUCAAUAAAAAGUCAACUGACGGAUCAGAUCAGAAAGAAUCUUCAUUAAGUGUUAGUAGAAAAGAUGAUACUGUAACUAAACAUUUGGCCCCUUUGAAGGAAAAGGCUUCUCUAAUAAAACGAAAUCAAUCUAUAACAUCAGUUAAGCCUGGAACAAUGACUGGGUUGAAGAAAGAAAGUGAUGCUUCCACAGCUGAGAAAUCACGAGCUUCUUCUUUGCCACCCAUAUUGAAGGUUGAAAUACCUGUUGUCGAGCCUCCAUCUGAUUUAAAGAGAGUGGUUGAUAAGAUUGUCGAAUUCAUUCUGAGAAAUGGUAGACAGUUUGAAGCGGUUCUGGUUGAACAAGAUGUCAAGCAUGGGAGGUUCCCUUUCCUGUUGCCAUCCAAUCUAUAUCAUCCAUAUUAUUUAGAAGCUCUUCAAAAAGCUGAAAAGUCAAAGUUACCUGGUAAAGGAUUCAUUUCUGAGAAGCAUGAUUCAUCUGGCCGUGGGGUAGAGAAGAAAGCUGCUUCAUCCCGAGAAAGUGAUAGUGCAUCUCUUGGAUCUGACAUACCAUAUAACUCAGAUAGGAAAGAGAAGUUUAAAAUGGUAAUCAGCAAAUCAAAGAAGGAUGGACAAGAUCCCCCUUCUUCCAAAGCUACCCAGCCUCAAAUCGGAGUUAGUGUGGAUGCAGCUGCCGCAGCUGCUAUUCUUCAGGCUGCCACAAGAGGCAUUAAGAAACCAAAUUUAGAGAUUCUUUCGAAGACAUCAUUAAAUGGUAGCAGUCAGGUCCCAACUAGUGAGGAUGGGCAUGUCCCAAGUUCUGGUCAGAAAGGCGAGCCGAGUGUUUCUGGUCAGGUUGCUAAUGCUAUUGCAAAGACGGCAGCUAUUGCAGCUGCAAGUGAGGCUGAUUCGUCCGAGGCAUGUUUGACAAAAGAAGAAAAACUGAAAGCUGAACGAUUAAAACGGGCAAAGAUGUUUGCAGCCUUGAUAAAAAGUGGUUCUGCACCACUAAAAACUGAAUCAUUGCGUGGCUUAUCUGCCGAACCACCUGGGUUAGGGGUUUGUGGUUCGGGUGCUGAGGGUGGAAGCCUUUCUGUAAAAGAAAGGGAAGGCAGCUCAGGUGCAAUGGAUAUCGAUACUUGUGACAAAAAUGAAAAGAUGAAUUCUGGUAUUCAUCAUAAUGAACGUCGAUCAAAGAGGAAGUACCGUUCGAGAUCAAAAAGACAUGAAGCAGAUAGCGGACAGGAGGAGGAAGAACAAGAAGAAAAAGAAGAUAAAGUAAAGGACGGACACUCGGGUAGAAAACGGAGAUCUCAUCACCAAAGUAGCGAUAGGCAUAAGCAUAGAAAAAGACAUUCCUCUUCAAAACAUAGAGAUUCACGACAUCGGCAUAAGCAUGAUAGUAGCACCGAUGAUGAACAAAGUCAUAAGUCUGACCACUCUGAUAGUGACUGUCUUCAUUCUCGACACAGACGGAAAAGAGAUUGCCCUUCAGAUUCUGAACACCAGAGGUCAAGAUGUCGUGGCUCCUCCGAGGAUGAGCAUCAUCCAUCUCAACAUCGUCACAAGCAUGAUAGCUCAUCUGAGAAUGAGCAUCGACGCUCUAGACAUCGGCACAAGCACCAUAGGUCUUCCGAUGAUGAGUAUAAUCAUCGACGGAAGAGAUCUCAUGCUGGAAAAGAAGUGGAAUUGGAGGAAGGAGAGAUAUAUGCGAAAUCAGAUCAAUCGAAAUUGAGUGAGGGAAAUGUUGCAAGUAGGGAGGCUUCUGCAGAUAUAUCAAACCCGGAUGUGGUGGAGGGAAGGGCUUCUUCCGUGCCGUCUGCAACCACCACGGUUUCUAACGAUUUAAGAGCCAAAAUCCGAGCUAUGCUGAUGGCGACCUUGUAGUAAACAACACUGAACCUGUUUUCUUGUUUCUCUUUGUAUCAGCUUUGGUCUGUUCUUUUUUGAAUAUUAGCAUUGGUUAUACUCUUAUAUAAUAGUGGCUUAAGAUUCAUAUAUGAUCAAA